Fomitiporia mediterranea MF3/22 is the source of this 914-nucleotide messenger RNA. RefSeq names its product kinase-like protein. Bases 1 to 780 code for a protein of 259 amino acids. Gene Ontology annotation, molecular function: ATP binding; protein kinase activity. The transcript has 6 exons. Gene Ontology annotation, biological process: protein phosphorylation. NCBI's taxonomy places the organism in Eukaryota, Fungi, Basidiomycota, Agaricomycetes, Hymenochaetales, Hymenochaetaceae. The record is from RefSeq and is a predicted model, not a curated record.
AUGGCUCUCCUUUCUUCAAACGUCACUCUGAGGAAUCUGACUGGCAAGCUUAAGCUAGGGGAAAGGUUUUCUUGUGGUGGAUACUCAGUGGUAUACAAAGCUGUACUUAGUAAUGCAGAAUAUCCGGGCACCGUUGCUGCUGUGAAGUUUCUUGACCUGCACCGAAUGUGGGAGGAUAGGGCAAAGGCACAACUGCGUUGGGAGCGCGAAAUGAGGGCGGGACAGAGAGUAGUGCAUCCCAACGUCUUGCUUUGCCUUGGCGUGUGUGAAAAUCCCGAUCCUAAUUAUCAGAAGUUCGUUGGAAUCGUUCUUCCGUUCUAUGUAAAUGGAGACAUGAAUACUUUCAUCGAGCAUUGCCCACACGCUGAUCGCAUGCGUCUACUGUCUGGUGUUGCAGCGGGCAUAUUUGCAAUUCAUUCUGCCCACGAUCCCGUUGUGCAUGGAGAUAUUAAAGCGGCAAAUAUUCUUGUAGACGACAAUGAGAAUCCGCGGCUAGCUGACUUCGGUCUUUCCCGUAUAUGCGGGACCAAAGGAUUUACCACCCAGACUGUCAAGGGAUCAUGGCACUGGAUGGCUGUAGAGCUGAUCCUGACAGGAAAGGUGCCAUUUGACGAAAUAAAGUCGGAGAGGGUAUUCCUGGCAAAAAUGUAUUCGACGUACAUUCGACCGCAGAAACCCUCCAGCACUUGCAUUCCGGAUGCGCUCUGGAAAGCUCUGGAACGCUGUUGGGACGAGGACGCCUCGAAACGACCAACGCCGCCCAUAUUGGCCUGGUAUUAGAUCUAUUGUAUGGGGGCAGCCUUGCCAAGCUCGACGUGUCUACGGUCAUGUCGGUUCUGGAUGGCAAUUGAGACAAUAUCCACCCUACUGGAAUCAAAUGAAUGCGAUUUCCUCCAACAAUCACCGUAUACAAG